AUGAAGUUUUCUACUAUUGCUGUAACUGCUGCUCUGGUAGCCUAUAGUAACGCUUCCGUGUUGCCAUUUUAUGGUGAACAACAGGCCUUUGACCUGUCCGCUCUGAAGGAGACAAAGGAGACUGACUGGGACUCAAUCAUCUCCGGUGUUAAGGAUGCCUUGAGUCAAGGACACUCUGAGCAGGAUGCUGCUGAAGUUUAUGAGGACGAUGAUGAGGAUGUGAGUCCAUGCAAGAAGAGUUUCUGGUCUUUCUUGUGGAAGCCACAUGUCCCAUACUUAUUGAAGCCAAUUGUUGAGUCUGACAAGUUGCAAGACAAGAUUGAACUGGAUGACUUGAACAAGACCGCUCAUGACCUUCUAAAGAUUGCCAAGAAGAGUAAGAAAAAGUUUGGCCACCCAACCCGUGUUAUUGGUUCUCCAGGCCAUGGCAAGACCAUCGACUACAUCCUGGACGCCUUCGAUGACAUGAAGGACUACUACGACGUCUCUGUCCAAGAAUUCGAUGCCUUGGCUGGCAAAAUCAGAUCUUAUAACCUGACCGAUGCCAAAACUGGUAAGACGUUCAAGAACACCACAGCUUUUGCUCUGUCGCCACCAGUUAAGCCAUUUGUUGGCCGUGUGAUUGAGAUUCCUAACUUGGGUUGUCACGAGAAGGACUUCGCCGCUGUCCACCGCAAGGGUUCCAAGCACAAGCACGACAUUGCCUUGAUUGAAAGAGGUGAGUGUCCAUUUGGUGUCAAGUCUGACUUGGCCGGUAAAUACGGAUUCCACGCCGUGGUCAUCUACGACAACGAACCAUUGUCCCUAGAUGGUCUAAAGGGUACCUUGGGUGCUCCAACUAACCACACAGUUUCUACCAUUGGUGUCACCUACGUAACUGGUAAGGAGAUUAUUGCCAAGUUGGCAUUUGACCCAGAUUACUCCUUGUAUUUUGCUAUGGACUCUUACGUUGGAAAGAUCAAGACUAAGAACAUUAUUGCAGACACUAAGCACGGUGACGAGAACAACAUCGUUGGUUUGGGUGCUCACUCUGACUCUGUUGAAGAAGGUCCAGGUUUGAACGACGAUGGAUCUGGUACCAUUUCUCUAUUGACUGUCGCUAAGCAACUGACCCAUUUCAAGAUUAACAACAAGGUCAGAUUUGCAUGGUGGGCUGCUGAAGAAGAAGGCCUGUUAGGCUCCAACUACUACGCCAACAGCUUGUCGAAGGAAGAAAACUUGAAGUUGAGAGUAUUCAUGGACUACGAUAUGAUGGCCUCUCCAAACUACGAAUACGAGGUCUACGACGCUAACAACACAGUCAACCCACCAGGAUCCCAAGAAUUGAGAGACUUGUACAUUAACUACUACAAGGACCAGGGCCUAAACUACACUCUGAUCCCAUUCGAUGGCCGUUCCGACUACGUCGGCUUCAUCGAAAACGGUAUCCCAGCCGGUGGUAUUGCCACCGGUGCAGAGAAGAAGAACGUCUUCAACGGUGGUGUCCUAGACAAGUGCUACCACCAAUUGUGUGAUGACAUCUCGAACUUGGCAUGGGACGCAUUCUUGGUCAACACCAAGCUGAUCGCACACUCCGUAGCCACAUACGCUAAUUCCUUCGAGGGCUUCCCAGAGAGAAUCGGCAGCAACAAGACUAUCUCCGCUCUCCAGGCUCCAUCCUUCCCAUACAGAGGAAGCAACUUGAUAAUCUAA
Molecule: messenger RNA, 1692 nt
Organism: Nakaseomyces glabratus
Lineage: Eukaryota; Fungi; Ascomycota; Saccharomycetes; Saccharomycetales; Saccharomycetaceae
Gene: APE3
Product: aminopeptidase Y
Biological process (GO): proteolysis
Molecular function (GO): metalloexopeptidase activity
Source: RefSeq, a predicted model, not a curated record